CCAACAGCUAUCUGUGAAACGCAUCAUUGAAUUGAAUUGAAUUGUAUUUAGGUUAAGUAGUGCAAAUUGUUUAUUUUCGUUUAUUUUAUAGUGAACAAGGAAGGAAUGUCUAAACAAUACGGUUUGAUAAUUCCCAAUAAAGGCAAGCAGCAUCUGGUGCAAGCUCCGAUAGCAAGACCCUCUAUUUUCGAUAAUGAUUCUGAUUCGGACGCUCCACCGCCUUCGUUGAAGCCGACCGGUCUUGGCAAGAUCCGCAAACAAGACAAAUUAAACCAGAAUAAAGCGCUAGAGGAAGACCCCACCGUCUAUCAAUAUGAUGAAGUGUAUGAUGUUAUGGAGCAAAGUCGCAAGGAGUCUAAGUUAGCGCGCAAAGAUCUGGACAAGAAACCGAAGUAUAUAACCAAACUGUUGGCUGCAGCCGAGAGGCGGAAACGAGAAAAUGAGAGGAGAAUUGAGAGACAAGUACAAAAGGAACGGGAGGCCGAAGGUGAAGAGUUUAAUGACAAAGAAUCGUUUGUGACAACAGCAUAUAAAAAAAAGCUUGAGGAAAUGAAGGAAUUAGAGGAGCAGGAAAAACGUGAGGAAUACUUGGAGAGUAUCGGAGAUGUAACAAAACAGGGCAACUUGGAUGGAUUUUAUAGGCAUUUGUACCACCAAAAGGUGAAUUAUGAUGAUGACAAAGUGAAAGAGGAACCAAAAAGUGACUCUGAUGAAAAUAAACGAAAACUAUCUGAAUAUGAGUCGGAUGAAGACAUCAAGCCAGCAAAAAAAAAUCGGCAAUCGGCAAAAAGGAAUUACCGAACUAGAAAACAAUCAGAAAAGGAGUUGGAGGAUGAUGAGGAACCGGUAACAGUGAAGAAGGAACAUUUACCGUCCAAUUUGGAUGCCGAUUCGGAUUUUAGCAUUGACUCUUCAGAUGAUGAAAGUGAAGAACAGAAAACAAAUAACAUACAGGAAAAUGAAAGUAAAGAAGUGAAAGAGACUGCUGUGGAGAAGGGCAACGUGCUUGGCGACAAUAUGGCGCUGGCCAAAGCACAAGAAGACGAUGAUGAAAAGAAGGUACCUGAUAGUAAGGAGGAGGAGAUAGAAGAGAAACCAAAAAGGCCAAAAAUUGAUAUUUGGAAAAAGAGGACGGUGGGCGAUCUUUUUGAUGAAGCUGUCAGGAGGUAUUUUGAACGGAAGGCCACUAGGGAUGCAUUCAGAAAUGGUUAAUUCAUUGUAUAUAAGUUAGGUUAGGUUAGGUUAAGUAUGAUUUGUAUUAAAGUACAAUUUGAUUAUGA
Cylas formicarius (sweet potato weevil) is the source of this 1280-nucleotide messenger RNA. Its product is annotated as nuclear speckle splicing regulatory protein 1. Gene Ontology annotation, biological process: regulation of alternative mRNA splicing, via spliceosome. NCBI's taxonomy places the organism in Eukaryota, Metazoa, Arthropoda, Insecta, Coleoptera, Brentidae. The transcript is spliced from 3 exons. The record is from RefSeq and is a predicted model, not a curated record. Bases 106 to 1212 code for a protein of 368 amino acids.